Molecule: messenger RNA, 1940 nt
Organism: Grus americana (Whooping crane)
Lineage: Eukaryota; Metazoa; Chordata; Aves; Gruiformes; Gruidae
Gene: HOXB8
Product: homeobox B8
Exons: 2
Coding region: 330-1058 (242 amino acids)
Biological process (GO): regulation of transcription by RNA polymerase II
Cellular component (GO): nucleus
Molecular function (GO): RNA polymerase II transcription regulatory region sequence-specific DNA binding; DNA-binding transcription factor activity, RNA polymerase II-specific
Source: RefSeq, a predicted model, not a curated record
CAUUUGCGCUGAAGUAAAUCACUGAAAACUGUUUAUGAACUGGCAUCUCUUCUUGGAAAUGUAAAGCGAGAACUCUUUAAGUGGCGAUUUUUUUUUUUUUUUUAGGGGUGGGGGGGAGGAAAGAAUUCAAUAUCAUGCAGGCUUAGAGUUUUGAUUAUAUCCUCCUUUUAUAUUCCUGGAAAUCACAAACUGUCGUUGCUUAGCAUCUUAGCGCUUUCUUUUUUUGCUAAUAGAUUCCCGUGGUCUGGUUUGGUUGGCUUCUAUUUUUUUUUUAAUUUUUUUUUUUUAUUUUCUUCCUCCUCCAAACAAAUAUUCUUAUUUAAAUUAAAAUGAGCUCUUAUUUUGUCAACUCACUCUUCUCCAAAUACAAAACCGGGGACUCCUUGCGUCCCAAUUACUAUGACUGUGGGUUCGCUCAGGAUCUUGGGGGCAGACCCACGGUGGUGUACGGACCCAGCACGGGGGGCACCUUCCAGCAUCCGACCCAAAUCCAGGAGUUUUACCACGGAGCAUCCUCACUCUCCAGCUCCCCUUACCAACAGAAUCCCUGCGCCGUGGCGUGCCAUGGGGACCCCAGCAACUUCUAUGGCUACGACCCCUUGCAAAGGCAGAGCCUCUUCAGCGCCCAGGAGUCGGACUUGGUGCAGUACACGGACUGCAAGCUUGCUGCCAGCGGCCUUGGAGAGGAGGCGGAGAGCUCGGAGCAAAGCCCUUCUCCGACCCAGCUUUUCCCCUGGAUGCGACCGCAAGCAGCCGCUGGACGGAGGAGGGGGAGGCAAACCUACAGCCGCUACCAGACGCUGGAACUGGAGAAGGAAUUUCUAUUUAAUCCCUACCUGACCCGCAAACGGAGGAUCGAGGUCUCGCAUGCCCUGGGAUUGACAGAAAGGCAGGUCAAAAUCUGGUUCCAGAACAGGAGGAUGAAAUGGAAAAAGGAAAACAACAAAGACAAGUUUCCCAGCAGCAAAUGCGAGCAGGAAGAACUGGAAAAACAGAAAAUGGAAAGAGCCCAGGAGGUGGACGAGGAAGGGGAAGCACAGAAGGCGGACAAGAAAUAAAAGGAUUUUUAAGGACUGAAAGGCAAGCGCUGCUGGGGUGGAAGAGCCCCUGAGCCCCACGUUAAUGGCAGUUAAUGUAAGGGAGGGGUGGGAAAAAAAACCAACAAUGCAUAGAAAAGAGAAAGGAAAAAAAAAAAACCUUUUAUUGCUGUAAAACAAUAUAGCUGUAAGCACCACUUUCCUGAUUAUCCUUUGAUACAAUGAACAGUAUGCAAAAGUGAUCGGGAGGUCUCUCCUGCCUUUUGCCAGUUAUUAACUAGUGGUAGUGUAACGCAAUAGCUUAUGUAAAACAUGACUGUGAAAUUUUCUCUCUCUCUCUGUCCUUCUCUCUGUCUCUCUCUUCUUUCCUGGGGGGUGGGUUGGUUAACAUAGCUUUCAAUGCUAUAGGAGUUACGUGAAAUUACAUUUGUGCACUUUUUUUUUUAAUUUUCCACCUUUUUUGUUGUGGUUUAUCUGUAUGUACUGGAGGUAGCUAUUGAAACAAACAUCCCAACAACAUGAAACUGCCUAUUUAUGCUAUAGUUAUCUCUCUCUUUCUCUCUCUUUCUCUCUUUACUUUCCUUACUUCUGUUCUUUUUUUUUUUUUUGGUUCGGGAUUUUCUUUUUUUUUUUUUUGUUUACAAUUUUUAAGUGUCUCUUCCAAAAAAGGGGGAAAAAAGAAAAAAAAAAAAAAAAAAGCGUUUUUCUCUCCUUUAGUUAGCAUGCGCACAGUGAAGCAAGUUGUAAAGUGAUCUUUAGGUUAACUGUGAAAAAGAAUGUAUACUGUAUACGUGAAUUACUUUAUUGGGGGAACUAAUUAUAUAUUUUGUUGUUCUUUCAUCACUUUGUUCUAUUGUCUAAACCUGGAAGCGGCGGAAGAAAGUUACAAUAAAGUUUACAAGC